This is a messenger RNA of Eruca vesicaria subsp. sativa (arugula), 279 nucleotides long. The record is from the annotation of a GenBank genome assembly. NCBI's taxonomy places the organism in Eukaryota, Viridiplantae, Streptophyta, Magnoliopsida, Brassicales, Brassicaceae.
AUGACGCAGAAGAGCAAUCAGUUCAAGGGCCAACAGAAGAAGAAGAAGACUGUUGCUCUUAAUCGCCAUGGCAAAUCCGUCCAAACUCGCAAAGGGAGGAGAUAUAUGAAACCAUCGAAGACAACCCAAGAGUUAGACACCGACCGGGAGCUUACGAAGUUCAUAAACCAUUGCAAUGAAGUGAAAGCUGCCAAUGCUGCUUGUAAAGAAGGUGGUCAACUUAAUAUCCUCAAAGCUGAGUCUCAAGCCGAGCCAUCCAAGAAGAAGUCUACCAAGUAG